AUGAAGGUGCUGGGUCCCCAACUGGAUGGCACCGGGAGCUUCGGCGAGCACUUCGCCCGCCUGACUCCCAGGGCGCUUGGAGUAGCGAACAGCCUGGCGAGGCUGAUGCCGAACCUGGGAGGGGCGAGCGGUCGUGCUCGUCGACUCUACGCCGCAGUCGUGCAGGCCGUGGUGCUGUACGGCGCCCUAAUCUGGGCGAACGGGGCGGAGGGCACCGCGCGCAUCAGGAGGCAACUGCGCCAGGUGCUGACCGGGCACGGCUGCUUCGGGAAGUACCUGCACCGAAUCGGAAAGGAGGCCACCACUAAGUGCCACCAUUUUGACGAGGUGGAGGACACGGCGCAGCACACGCUGAAGCACUGUCCGGCGUGGGACGAGCCGCGCCGUGUCCUCAGGGAGGAGGUCGGAGACGACCUCUCCCUUCCGGCCAUUGUGGCGGCAAUGGUCGGACGCGAAACGAGGUGGCGGGCAUUCCUGGCCUUCUGUGGCCAG
Messenger RNA from Temnothorax curvispinosus, 492 nucleotides. RefSeq lists its product as uncharacterized. The record is from RefSeq and is a predicted model, not a curated record. The annotation marks the transcript as partial. The transcript is spliced from 2 exons. NCBI's taxonomy places the organism in Eukaryota, Metazoa, Arthropoda, Insecta, Hymenoptera, Formicidae.